AUGAACGUUAUAAGCUAUUCAAAAAUUUAUUUAGUUUUUAUUUUUACCAUAAUAAACAACUUUAUUUAUACGAAACAUAUCGAUAAAUAUUUAAUUAGUAAUAAAAUAGCUUUUUCUCAUUAUGAUGGUAAUAAAAAAUUGUAUGAAUAUAAAAACUUAAGAACAUUUUUUUUUCUAUCAAAUAAUGGAUUAGUUCUAAAUCAUAAAAAUGCAAGGAAACUUAAGAGAAAUAAAGUUGUAUAUGCCGAAAAAAUUAAAAACCUUAGUUCAUUAGUAGGUGGAUAUGUAAAAAUAAAUCGAGGUCAAUUUAAAUUAUGUAACGGUGUUAUAUUAGACGUCAGAAAAACAGAUAAAGAGGAAUAUGAACUAUUAGUUGUAAUUAAUAGAAAUCAGUCUAAUCAAUACCCCCAAAGUAUAUUAAAUAAAUUCGGAAAAAGUUAUUGGUUUAAUAUUAAAGAUGUAGAAAUUCAAAAACUCAAAAAUUUGUUUUUUCAUAAUUAUAAUAAUUUUUAUGAAAAGAAGGGAAGAAAUGAUGAUAAUAAAAUAUUUGAAAAUAACCAAAAUGUUGGGACUUUAAAGGAAAGUAAAGAUGAAGUUAACCAAUUGGAUUGGGUUUCUCAAAACUCAAUUGCAGAAAACGAAAAUGACGAAACAAUUCAAAUGAAUGACAUUAAAUUUUUCUUAAACAACGAGUUGAGUGAAAAUACGAGCACCCCCAACGAUUUAAACGAUUUAAUAUUUUCCCAUGAUAAAAAAAAAGAAGAGGCUGGAAAUUAUGAACAAGAAACUCCACCAGAGUCAUCUAACCAAUAUAACAAAGAUAUUGAUAAAAUAAUUUUUGAAACAGAAAAUUUCGAUAUGAAUAAAAAAAGUGAGUCAAAAGAGUUGAUAAAAUUAAAGGAAAAUUAUACUGAAGACGAAAUGAGUAAUCCGAAAAAUAUCCAAAAUAAGCAAAAAAUAUUUUGUCAUAAAAUCGUAAAAGAAAUUGAAAAAAAUUAUUUUUAUGAAGACUUAUUAAAUUUAUACAAAACUAAAAGACAUAUUUCAAACAUUGUUGUGUGUUUUUAUAUUUUAAAACAAUUACUUAAAAUUUAUAAUUUUGAAAUGAAUAAUAUAACCUCAAGAAAUAAUUUUAUAAAAAAUGUUAUUCAUAAUAAUACAUUUGAAUUAAUCUUAUUAGAUGUAAAUAAAUUUUUGGAAAAAAAACAAAUAUAUAGAGUAGUUGAUAAAACAUGGCUUUUAUGGGUUUUAGUAAAGUUAAAUAUUCACAAGGAAAAUAAAUAUAAAGAAAUAUUUGGAAAUAUUCUAAAUUUUAUUAUAAGUUAUAUAAAUUUUAAUAUUUUAAACAAAUUAAAUACAAAAAGUAUUUGUGCCAUUCUUUGGAGUUUGGCUAAGUCUGGAUAUACUGGGGAUGAAAAAGUCUAUGAAAAAAUUAUAUACUUUCUAAGAAAAUAUAUAGAAAUAUUGACAUGUCAAGAUAUUUCUAACAUUUACUACUCAUUGUCUAUUAUAAAUUAUAAAGAUGAUUGUAAUUUUUUUGAACUUUUAGAAAAUGAAAUUAAUAAAAAUAUCAACAAAUUUACUGUCCAAAGCCUUAUAAAUAUAUUAUGGUCUAUGACAAAACAAAAAAGAAAUAACACAACUUUUGGAUUAAUUAAAGAUAAAUUAUUAUUUUAUUCAAAUAAUUUAAAUUUAAGAAAUAUAAGUAUAUUUUUAUGGUGUCUACAAAAAAAUAACUACUAUAAAAUUGAUAUAAAUUUCCAAGGAAAAAAUUUUCAAAAUUUAAAUAUAAAACAAGCUAUGCAGUUAUUAUUUUUUUUUAAUUAUAAUAAAGAAAAAUAUAUUGAAUAUUUAAAAUAUGUUUUAAAAUUCUUAUUUCAAAAUAUUAAUAAUUUAACAAAUCAUGAACUAUCCUUCUUUACAUACUCUUUAUCAAAAUUACAACUAUUGGACAAAACUUUUUUAAAAAUUAAAAAAAAUAUUUUACAAAGAAAUUUUAAAACUUUCAAUGUAAUAGAUAUUAACAUGAUAUUUUUAUCACUUAACAAUAGUAAUAUAUUUGACAAACAAUUACUAAAAUAUUUAUUUAAUGCAUUAAAAUAUAUUCUUAACACACACAUCAAGCCAAAUAUUUCUUUGACAAAUAAUAAUGGGGUAUAUAUUCAAAGGAAUAAUAACAAAAUAUUUUUUGAAAACUUAAAUUAUAUAAUUAAAAAUUUAUCUGAAAUGAAAAUUUUUGAUAAAGAAAUUAUUUUGAAGUAUGCAUAUUUAUAUUCUUCUAAUUUAUGUAAUAAUCUUAGCGUAGAUAUUUUUUCUGACUACCUUUUUUACACAACCGCUAUAAUCCCUUUAUCUAAAAAAAAUGACAACUGCACCGAAAUUGGGAAUAGCUCCGAGAUUACUAAUUGCACUAACUUUUAUACAACAACAAAACAGUUAGACAACCUUUAUACAAAAUUAUUGAUUAAAACUGAACAGAUAAAAUUAAAGAUGGUAAAUUUUCAAAAGAUAUAUUCUUAUUUUUUAAAUCAUAUAAUUAUAUUUUUAAAAAAAAAACUAAAAAUGUUUGAAGCUAAAUCAUUCCUUUCACAUUUAGACCAAAAUUAUCAAAAUAAAAAUGAAACAUCAGUUAAAUCACAAAAUAAUGUAGUUGAUACAUUUACCUUUAAUUACCAAACAGAAAAUAAUUUUGAUGUUCAAAAAUUAAAUGAAUUAAUAUUAGACAACAUUCCAACUAGCACAAAUAAUCCUUCCCUUUUAAAGAAUAAUAUUUCAUAUUCAGAAUAUUCAACAUUUGUAAAUAAAAGAAAAAACGCAAACAAUAAUAUUGACCAUGCUGACAACAAAUGUGACAACACAUUUUGUUCUAAUUCUGAAAAAGAAUAUUCUUCUGAUAUCGCAAGCAAUUCUAAAGAAAAUCCUAAUACCAAUGAAAAUAAAUUUACAUUACAUAUUUCUCUAAAUUCAAUAAUACAUUUAUUUUAUGCAUUUAGUCAUUUAAACUUGUUUGAUAAAACAUGUAUCGAUUUUUAUUUUGAAAAUUUAUAUAAUGUAAUUAACGAAAAGAAAAAUGAAAUAACUGCUUACCAGUGGUUAAUUAUUCGAGAUACAAUAAAAAUAGUUAAUAUAAAAAACAAAAAAGAAUGGACUAUUCUUUUAGAUAAUGUAAAUACAUACACAAAUUAUGGAAAAGAUUCAAAAGAUCAAAUCGAGACAAUAAACAUUGAUAUUUAA
Molecule: messenger RNA, 3234 nt
Organism: Plasmodium berghei ANKA
Lineage: Eukaryota; Apicomplexa; Aconoidasida; Haemosporida; Plasmodiidae
Product: heptatricopeptide repeat-containing protein, putative
Exons: 1
Coding region: 1-3234 (1077 amino acids)
Source: RefSeq, a predicted model, not a curated record